UGUUAAGGUUAAAAAUAUUUAUAAAUCUAAGCGGUGUAUACAGUGGUAUAGAGGGUAUAGAGUUUAACCAUUUAUACUAUUAUUUUUGGAUUGUGAACGUACAUUAGGAAGUUUGGGGUAUUUAGUUUGAACUUUACCUUUGAAGAGCAAAUAUUUUGUGAAAUUGAAUUCAGUAGCGUGACCCGCAUUGUGCCCCGCAUUGAUAAAUGGAAAACAGAUUUUGAUUUGUGAUAGUUUUUAUCUUAUUUAGUUAAAAGUGUGAGCAACUGUUAGCGGAAUUAUAUUAGAAAUUCUGAAUAAUAUAUUUUCAAAGGAUUUUUUUGUUCACGUUUGUGCCCAGAUCAAUGGUCACUUAAGCAGUAAAUUUUGAUCAACCCUCGUACUAUGAAGAAGUACCUACAAUACAACGCGUCACAAUUUGCUAGUCAACCCUCGGACGCAGGAAUCCAGGCGCAACGGCUACGGACACCGGAAGUUCCGCGCCAUGACGUUCUGGACCUCUCAGGACGUCUGGAAAGGAAUGGCGUUGCCGUGGAGACGAACCGGAUGUGGGGUGGUGACCAAGAGUCUGCCCUAGACUUAAGCGGUUAUGGGCGGAAUCAGGAGGAGGCAUUGGAUCUUAGUAAGCCCAGUCCCCCGGCAAGCCACCCAAAACAACUUAUACAACCUGCGCACCAAUCAGGACGCUCGUUACAACCUUCGCCAGCAUCCACCCCAUCGAGGUCGCCGGCUAGCCAACCGUAUAGCUUGUUACAAGCUGCGCUUAAUUCCAGCCAACCUAACGCGGGCUUACUUGAUCGAAAUGGUCAACCAUUGUUCACCGGUCUUCCCUUGGGGGAUAUCAGCCGAGGGAUCAAGCCAUUUGUCGGCAUCCCUUCCUUACCCCAUGGAUUCAGCCUGCCCCAUAUGGCUACAAGUAGCGGCACAGUGAUACAUGGCGGUCACAAGCCUAUUGCGAUCACCACACCGCAACCUCACAAUCCACCUGUGAACACCAAAAGUCAGAGCGUUAGCGACACAACUGUCAGCGUAACUGACGCUAACCAAUCUAUUUCCAGCACUAGUAACCAAGGUUACGCUGUGAGCCAAUCAAAUUACAGCAAUGCAUUUAAGAGGCAGGCUAAUGCUGGGAGUAUGGGCUUAGAAAAAGGGAUGAAAGGUGCUACUGAUUUUAUCAAAGGAAAGGAGCAUUUUCAAGAGAGAUAUAUGCUUCAGAAUUCAGAUAAUUAUCCAGUUCACAUGAUUGGACAACAGAAUGUCGUCCAUCCAGAAAUACUAAACGGAUUUGCCUGCACUCAGUGUAUAAAGACUUUUAAAACCAAAGCAGCAAUGAAGCUUCAUAUGACUGUACAUAAAACUGUUGAAGAGAGACAAUAUGGUUGCCAAGUUUGCGGCCGAAGGUUUCUACAUCGGCAUCACCUUGUGGUGCAUCAAAGAAAACAUACCGGUGAAAAACCGUUUGAGUGUCGAGCGUGUAACAAGACUUUUAUGGCAAUUUUUCUGCUACACAAGCAUUUGAGGAAGCAUACACGAGAAACUGGUCCAGUUAGUGAAAUAUCUAUUGAACAACUAAAACAGCUACAGGAACAGAAAUUGAUUAACCCAGGACCGCAGCCAUUGACCUACAAAAAUGUUCCACCAUUGGCUAUGAGAAAUAGUGACGAACUUGUGAUUUUAUCUGACGGUGAAAAUGCAAGCUCAGAUUCGAAAGUUAAAGAGCGGUUAACAAGUGAGAUUCCUGUAUCAAAAAUGUCCACACCCCAAAUUGAUUUAUUAACAGACACAGACAAAGAUCCCAAUGGAAUUGUUCAGAAGAUUCUCAGUGAAGCAGUUGCAGAAAUCGAGUCUGAAAAAGCAGCAAAGAAACUCCAGCGUAAAAAGUUAACGAAUGAAAAGAAACAAGAAAAUGUGGUUAAACCUAUGAAAUCAUUCGCUGAUAAAACCAAUAAAUUACCAUUGCAAGAAGAAAUAACCAUUAAAAAAGAAAUUGAUACAACUGUUGAUGGUAAAGAAACUGUCAUAGAUACUGAAGGUAAAGCUGAACCAGUUGAGAAAAAAGGUAAUCCUUUUCCAGCUUAUUGUUCUGAUGAUGAAGUUGAGCUUGAUGUUCACACUGGUGAACUGAAAGUGGUAGGAAAGAAAAUAAAACAGGAAAUUGUAGAUGAUAAUGAUAUCGGUGAACCUUGGCCCGAUUUAAUUGAUGAUGACGAGGAAGACCUUCCUGAAAAGAGUGAUGCAGUUCAAGACAUUGGCACUGCUAUAAAGGCAGAUACAGAUCAAGUUAACGAUAACAUGGGCACUGAUGUUAAGGAAGAGAAAGAUUUUCCUACUAAAGACCAACUAGAAAGUUGUGAAACUGAACUCGCUAUUGUUGCUGAUAAAGAUAAAGAGAAGGACACAGCUAUUAAAACUGAGACUUGUGAUGAAUUUGACGAAACUCUAGCUUUUGAGAUUACAGCUGUUAGAGGGGGUGUGGAUGUUAAGGAAGAAAAUAAAAAUUUUGAUAUUGUAACAGAGGAAAGAAAAGAGACAAUCUCAGAAGAGAUCACUGGGGAUACACCUCUGGUGAAUAAAUUAGACCAAGAUGUUAAAAUAGUGCUAAAUGAUAUACAAUUGCCAAAAUAUGAAAUGGACAAUAUUGAUAUGCCGGAACUAGAACACGUUACUGUAGAGAUAUCCGAAACUGCUUCCAUAUCAAGGAGAAGCAGCCAAGACAAUAUCUUUGAAAAGAUGUAUGAACAAGUUAAUGAAAUGAGAACUAUGCCUGAUUUAAAUAUGCGAAAUAGGAAAGGAAAAAAGAAAGGAAGAAAAGUUAAAUGUGAAAUUUGUUCAAGAACAUUCCAUUCCAACCAUUAUUUGCUUUUGCACAUGGCUGUUCACAAGAGAAAUCCAAUGUUGCAAUCUUUGAAGAAAGCUAAGGCAAAUCAAAUGAAAGCAUUAGGUUUCUUGAAUAAAAUCAAUGUUGCAUGCGAAAUUUGCAAUAAAGUGUUCAAAUUUCAGAAAAGUUUAAAUUCACACAUGAGAGUUCAUAGUGAAAAACUGAUCGAAAGAAAAUUGUAUAGAAAAGCUUUCAGAGACUUUGUCUCUGGAAAACCAUCAAAUAACAAAACUGCAGCAAAGAAAGAAGCUAGAGUGAAAUCAUUUUGUGACACAAAGAAGGAUAGCACAGUAGAGAAAUCUAAACCUCACAUAGAAAAAUCACAAAGCUUGACUGAAAUUGAGCUUGAAAAACUUGAUGAUAAGAUAGAAGAUGAGCCACCUAUUAGAGUUGUAGUUGGUGAAGACGCAGUGAAAAGGUACAUGUGUCAUGCUUGUGAUAAUACAUAUACUACUAAACAAAAGUUACGCUACCAUGCCUUGAUACAUAAAGACAGUUGCUUCCUCUGUGAUCUGUGUGGGAAAUCAUUCUUCAGGCAAAUAACACUUGAUAAACACAUUGCUACUCAUAAACUUCCACGUCCAUACAUUUGUGAGGUGUGUAAAAAGUCAUUCAUCCACCGCAGCAGUCUAAUGCGACAUAAAUCAGCUCAUAUGAAACCUUCCCCACCUGAUCCGAAGCAACUUGAAGAGGACCUACACUUUCAGUUGAAAAUGAAGGACACUUACUCUAUGCUACGCGAUGAACAAUUACGCAAACAAACUUUAAAAUCAUCAGAUAGUGCUACUCCUUUUGCCAGCGGUGUCAAGUUCAAUGCUCUUGAUUUGACUGUUAAAAUUAAACCAGAGGAACAAUGGCUACCCCCUGUGCUUUCACCAGCAAAUAUCCCUAACACAUCACAGGCAAACUCUUGCAAUUUGAGUCCACCGUUAAUCACAGACGUGUCUGCAAUGGAUGAGAGUUAUGAUAGCAUCACAGAUUUGAAAAUCACCAAGGACAGACUUGACUUGAUACAAAAAGCAAAACAGGCUGUGAAACGUAAGCCAAGAACUGAAUCAGGUUGUAGCGAAAGUGACGUGUUGUCAAGUGAUGGCACUCCUGUUGGUGGAAAGAAGUCCAGGAAAACUCGCGUGUACCAAACUUCAUGUCGAGUUUGCAAAGAAGUAUUUCCUAAUGUCAUGUUGCUGAAAUCUCACAUGGUUAUUCACAACACUGUAGAGACACACUUGUACGAGUGUCACAUCUGUCAGCACAGGUUUACACAGAGUUGCAGCUUGCUUCGACACCUGAAAACGAGCUGUCAAGAAAAUCGCAUGAAAUGUGAGCCCUGUAACAAAACAUUCCAUCGCCGGAACACUUUUGAACAACACAUGAAACUACACCAAGGAGGAACUGCUAAUCUAGAUGGUAGCUUUUAUGACAAACGAAGAGAUGAAGCAGAAGUGAGAGAAGAGAGGGAAAGUGACAUUGAAAAUAAUAACAGUUCAAAAGUUCAAGAACCAGUUAUCACCCCUUUGACUGUAGAAAAUGUAACUUUGUUUGAUCAAGCCAACAAUCAACUGAUGAAAGACAUUAAAGCUGACAAUGAUGGUAAUGAUACCGAUUCGGAUGCUAGGACUUAUCUUUAUUCGGAAGGUGAAGUGCAUUCCCCUAGGUCUGAACCGACUGGCUCAGAAAAUGAAGCGAGAAAGGUGUACAAUGUUCCACAAGAUUUAACAAAAAAUAACAUGACAUUGAAUCUUCUCAGUGCUGUUUGUAGUGACAUCAUGAACGCGGAGAAAGAAGAGGAAGCGAAACGUAAAGAACUUGAAGAGAAACAAAAGGAACUUGAAACUAUUGAAAUUCUUGCAAAUUUUAAAAGAGGAAUGCGACAAAAGUCGUCUGAUUUCGAAAUGCCAUCAACUAGUAAAGACGACCCACUGUCUAAUACUAUCAAACUGCCAUCACAGUUGGUCAAGUCAGAUUACUUGACGUCUCAACUAGCAAAAUCAUCAGAACUUGCUCUACCUGUUGCAGUACCAUCAGAAGCAGUGAAAGCUGAUGCUAGAGUCGAUGCUAUCAGACCAUCACCUAAAAUCGAACCUUCCAUCUCUAGACCAACGCAUUCGGAAUCCAAUCAAACACAAGAAAACUUGAGACGUUCAACUCCAAAAAGUAUGUCAAGUUCAGAAGACUGUAAGAUAUUUGGAUCGUCACCCCCACCUUAUCAUCCACUUAUGGCCCACCCCAAUUUUUUCAGAAUGAAGUCACCCCCGCCUCCAUUGUUUCAUCCACAGUCAAACAUUAACACAAUCAUUGACGCUGCAUUAGCUCAGGCUGUAAAAGAACCAUCAAUACCUACUGUGGUAAACGAAUCGCCAUCUCAUGAACCACCCAACCAACAAGGCCUUGCAACAUCGGUACAUUCAGCUAAUCUACAGAAAAUGCAACCUUUAAACCAUCCAGCUUUUCCUCCACCAAUACCAUUUCGGAGCAGAGAUGUAUCCCUUUUGCAAGAUUUGAGCAAACUGCAAUACCCAGCAAUUCAGGAAAGAUUAAACUUGUUGAUGAAAGCUCAGUCUACCCAUGCGGUACCCAUAUCAGCUGGUGCACCAGUCUCAUCAGCCCACGCCAGCCACUCGACUACUCGGGCGAAAGCCCCGGAGAGACACUCAGCUGAGAAACAAACCGUACCCUCACCUAUUGAGCGGAACAGCCUACACUUUCAGUAUAACAAUGAUGCUCCACAGGACCUUACAGUUAAAAGGCCAAAUAAAAGUAUUGAGAAACUGCUAAGAGACACGGAAAAGUAUGAUACACCGAAAGCAAUAUCAUCAAGAUCAGUCUCGUAUGAUAAUGAUCGAAGGAUCAAUAAACAUAGACCAGAAUUUGAACCAUUUCCAAUGUCAAAGGCCGAAAUCGAGCACUUUCUAAGAACAAAAGCAGAACUUGAGGCCAAAUUUGGGGUUAUACCUACCUAUGACCAUAGAGGUCGUCCGGGGAGUGCUCCAAUACCGCCGCCCUUGGUGAAUGUUUUCAAAUGUGAACUAUGUAACAAGGUCAUUUACAACAAGCUGGAUCAUCAGUUACACAUGGUUGAGCAUGCGAAGGCAUCGGGACUUGGCGUUCUCUCCGGGUACCACGGGAAAAAGACAUCUCCGCUGCAUCAAGACGGCUCUCUGGAUACUCCCAUCGAUUUCACCAAGCCAGUAGAUCACUCGACACCAAAGCAAAGGAAGCUUCACCCACCAGCAUCCUUAGAAUUGUCCAAAAACAACAAAUCAGACGACACGUCUAUGAAGCAUGUGACUGGUUCCCAAUCCGACCUCAAUUCAACUGGUUCCCAGCACGGUAAGGGAGAUCAUCUCUCAACGAGCAGGACGCCAGACAGAUUAUCUCCCUUGGGCGGAAGUGAAGUCGGCGACAACGCGUCAUCCCCUCUUACACCAUCGGGGUCCAGCAACUUGGACGCGCAGUUGCGACAAGAGCUUCGUCUGAAGAUCUAUGCACGCCGACGAUCUCAAGGUCUGGACGACCUAAGAGUGGAAUUUAAGUCCCCAGAACCUACUGAGUUGACGGAAGAUGAACGUUUAAAGCUGUUGUAUCGGCGGGAGUGUAAUCGUCAAGCGGCACAGCGCAGUCGGAUGCGGAAGAAAGACCUUGUGGACAGUUUACUCGAGGAGCUUCGAAGCGAGGAAUGUAUUCAGGAUGGUCUUCAAAAAAAGAUGGACAUUCUCGUUUUGCAGAAAAACACUCUCCUUAAAGUGCUUGAUUCACACAAAUGCGUCAACUCUAAAGGCAAAAACGCCACAGCGACUUUGCCAACUGACAAUGUGACAGCGACGUCACAAUCCUCAAGGACAGCUUCUAUUAUUGAUCAUGUUUUGUCUAAUUGUUCUUCCGCUGUUGAUGAUGCAUCUAAACGCACGAUAUCUGAAUCUCAGGAGUAUGUCCAAUCAAAUCACGGCGAAACAAAUGCCGAAGGCAAUUCAAGGCAUGGAGACAAUUCUGAUGUUGGUGCUUCUGCAAAAUUGUCAAGGAAAAUGAUUGAUGAUCGAGCUUCCUUCGAAAAUUAUAAACUCAAAAAAUUGAAAUUAAUUAACACUGAACAUCUUAAAGAUAUUAAAAAAGAACCCGCUGAUGAAAUUGAUAAUGAAAAUGUCGCCAUGGGAAGUAAUUACACGGGAAUAUCCAAAAUUGGAAAAAAACCUAGUCUUGAUAACACUAGUGACUUUGAAAAUGACGAUGAUUUAUCUGAUAGCGAUUCCGAUAUGUUUGACUCUGAAAUGGAGAACGAUACAAAUAAUAGUUCAAACAAACAAACAUAUGAUGAUAGCGAAAAACUUAAAAAACAAACUAUAGAUGAACAAAUUGAAAUAAUUGUUAACGUUGCUCGUACAAGUAAUGCAUCAGUAAGUCAAAGCGAAGUUUCUCAUUCUCGAAAGUCUCCUGAUUGUGUGGAUGAUCUCUCUGAUAUUAAAGCCAUUGUCUACGAUAUGGUCAAUAAAAUUGCAGUUUGGGACGAUGGCCUUAAUUCAUUAGAUUCCUUUGGACCUCAACUAUGACUGAAAAUUAUUUAUUACUAAUAUCUAAAGAAGUGAUCGUUUUUUUAAAGUCCUAAAAUCGUACCCUAAGACUAAGCAUAAGUUUGCAUUUGCAAUAAGGCCAGCAAAUACAUUCACGGUUACCGGAGUUAUUUAAUCGGUGAAACAUAUUCAAUGUAACUAAACAGUCAAGUAAUUGUGGGUCAAUUGAUAAUGGGAAAUACAAUGUGACUCUUUUACAUCCACACACAUAUAACAACAUAAAGGAAACAUAGCAUGCCAAACAGUCAUAUCAUAUUAUCAGUCUUAUAAGUUUGAACUAUUCCAAUAACCUCUACUACCUUUUUUCUGCUUUUGUGACUUAGCAAGACGGCAGAGCGAAUUCUUACAAUCUGGUCUCGCAUUUGUGGGAUAUGUACCGGUGCUCUGGUCGGUUAAUAUAACAUUAUCUUUCAAAAAAUCACUCAAGUACAACGGGCAUUGCAAAUUGAUAGAACGAUAAAAAUGUCAGUAAUUUGAAUAUCGUAGCCAUUUCUGUUUACAUACUAAAAUACCUUGACAGGAUCGAGAUGCAUGUUUUUCAUUUUUCAAAAAUAUCAGUCAUAAUUUUGUCUGUUUUUUUGUAAAUUCGAUGUGUUUAUUUACAGAGACUAGGAGAAAUGCCAAUCAAAAAUCACAAAGACAGAAAAGACCCGCCCCCAGAAGAGCCAAGCCACACCCAGAAGUUGUAAUUAUCCAAUAAAAACACGCCUCUCAAAUUGACAAGCCACGCCUAGACGUUGUAAUUAUCCUAUUAAAACAUGCAUUUCAGUGCUUCGUAGCGAGAUAAAGGCUUUACAUAUUUUAUAAGAAAUAAACUAUACAGAGAACAUAACAACUAGAAAAAAUAGAGUAAAAUAUUUUCGGUUACAACCAACUUUUAUUUGAUAAAAAAGUUAAUGUUAUAAUUUCCUAAUAAUUGGAAGUAACGCUCAGUAUUCAUUUUGACAUAACAUCAAAUUAAAUAUACCUUAUGAUAAAAAUAUAUACUUCUAAAGGAAAACUGAGACAGACAGUGAUCAGAUAUGACUACUACAUAUAUUAAUUAUAUGACGUUCAUGAUUUUAGUUACAUCUUCAUCUAAUAGGCGUUGUCGUGGCGCCAGUUCCUGCCACCAGUCUAAGUAACCUGUAACCAGUCUAAAAAGUAUAGAAUCUAGCGAUGUCCUCGUGAUUUCUGUUUUCUUCUAAGAACUUUUAAGAAGUUAGCCUUAAAUAUUGCUAUGUUUUAUCGUGUGCUUCCGUUUCGUAGAUUGAGGCAGGCAGUUUAAUACUUAUUUUAAUGUGAAAUAGAGCCACUUAUAUGCUCUUGAAAUGGACAAUGAAGUUACUGGGAAGCUCGAACUAUAUGCCCUGUGUUUAAAGGGUACAUCCCUCUGUUUAAUCGUGCUGACAUUUUUUAUCAUUAACACUGUUGAAGCAACACCAGUUGCAUUGACUCAUUAAUACGUAUAUGUUUAAAAAAGGCAGCAUUUGCAUAAUUCACAUCAUAUUUAGGGGCCAAAACUGUUUUUACCCCAUUUACAUAGGACGUAUCAGCAAUCCGUGUAAAACUGCUUCAUCACAUACUUACAAAAUCAUAUUGUCUGAAAAGUGUAACUCAUAGUUAAAUGACGUAAGCUUUUAAGUGUGUUUGAGCACAAUUGUGAAGGGUUUUCAUGAUGCAGCUAGCUUUUGUCGGGCCAACUUAUUGAAACUAUUGUUCACUGGCGGAGGAUAUGUGAUUGUAUUUGGAAGCUACAUUUUAUGUCUUGCUUUAUGAUUCAUUCAUGAUCUUGUCAUUGCUCAUUUUAUGUAAAUAUUGUAAAUAUAAAAGACAGCUUUUAACAAAAUGUGGGGCUAAUAUCAGAAGGAACUAAGCUGCAUUAAAAUACAGAGAAAAGUUCGGUACCUUCUGGCAUUAGCCCUCGAACAUAUGUGCUAAUACACUUUUAUGAAAGAUAUCCAUUUUUGUGGAAAUUUUAUGUUACUCUGUUAAAACUAUAAUUGUUGUUCAUAUUUAUGUUAAAAUCAUUUUAUUUCUGUUUCGUAUUCUAUUGUUGUACAUCCGUUUUUUUAGAAAUGAAUCAUGUAGGUGCGUUCACUAUAUAUGUGUUAUUGAUAUAUUUUUUGUUGAUGAUAACAUAUUUUGUUACUUCAGUUGUUUAUAACUGAUUUAAGAAAAGCAGCGGUAUAUCACUGCCAAUAAAGUACAGAAAUCUUGAAAA
Molecule: messenger RNA, 9646 nt
Organism: Mya arenaria
Lineage: Eukaryota; Metazoa; Mollusca; Bivalvia; Myida; Myidae
Exons: 7
Coding region: 385-7422 (2345 amino acids)
Biological process (GO): regulation of immune system process; negative regulation of transcription by RNA polymerase II; regulation of cytokine production
Molecular function (GO): RNA polymerase II cis-regulatory region sequence-specific DNA binding; DNA-binding transcription factor activity, RNA polymerase II-specific
Source: RefSeq, a predicted model, not a curated record